Molecule: messenger RNA, 1149 nt
Organism: Pipistrellus nathusii (Nathusius's pipistrelle)
Lineage: Eukaryota; Metazoa; Chordata; Mammalia; Chiroptera; Vespertilionidae
Source: the annotation of a GenBank genome assembly
AUGGGGAGUGGGGAGCCUAAUCCUGCUGGCAAGAAAAAGAAGUACCUCAAAGCUGCCCUGUAUGUAGGUGACUUGGACCCAGAUGUCACCGAGGACAUGCUUUAUAAAAAGUUCAGGCCUGCUGGCCCUCUGCGCUUCACCAGAAUCUGCCGUGACCCAGAGACCUGCAGCCCUCUGGGCUAUGGCUAUGUUAACUUCCGCUUUCCUGCAGACGCUGAGUGGGCCCUGAACACCAUGAAUUUUGAUUUGAUUAAUGGCAAACCAUUCCGUCUCAUGUGGUCUCAGCCAGAUGACCGCUUAAGAAAGUCUGGAGUUGGAAAUAUAUUCAUCAAAAACCUGGACAAAUCCAUAGACAACAGGGCUCUUUUUUAUUUGUUUUCUGUUUUUGGGAACAUUCUCUCUUGCAAAGUUGUCUGCGAUGACAACGGCUCUAAGGGUUAUGCCUAUGUGCAUUUUGACAGCCUAGCAGCUGCCAAUAGAGCCAUCUGGCACAUGAAUGGCAUGCGGCUCAACAACCGCCAGGUGUAUGUUGGCCGAUUCAAAUUUCCAGAAGAGCGGGCAGCUGAAGUUAGGAUCAGGGAUAGAGCAACUUUCACCAAUGUUUUCGUUAAAAACUUUGGAGAUGAAGUAGAUGACAAAAAACUGAAGGAAAUUUUCAGUGAAUAUGGGCCAACGGAGAGUGUUAAGGUAAUAAGAGAUGCCAGUGGGAAAUCUAAAGGCUUUGGAUUUGUAAAAUAUGAGACACAUGAGGCUGCUCAAAAGGCUGUGCUACAUCUGCACGGAAAGUCCGUCGAUGGUAAAGCCCUAUAUGUAGGGCGAGCACAGAAGAAAAUUGAACGCCUGGCUGAAUUAAGGCGAAGAUUUGAAAGGCUAAAAGUAAAAGAAAAAAGUCGGCCUCCGGGGGUGCCUAUUUAUAUUAAAAACUUGGAUGAGACCAUCGAUGAUGAAAAACUAAAGGAGGAAUUUUCUUCCUUUGGAUCAAUUAGCCGAGCCAAAGUGAUGGUGGAAGUGGGACAAGGCAAAGGGUUUGGUGUAGUCUGUUUCUCCUCUUUUGAAGAGGCUACCAAAGCAGUGGGUGAGAUGAACGGUCGCAUGGUGGGCUCCAAACCGCUGCAUGUGACCCUGGGCCAAGCCAGGCGCAGGUGGUGA